Molecule: messenger RNA, 1219 nt
Organism: Phytophthora nicotianae INRA-310
Lineage: Eukaryota; Oomycota; Peronosporomycetes; Peronosporales; Peronosporaceae
Exons: 1
Coding region: 116-1039 (307 amino acids)
Source: RefSeq, a predicted model, not a curated record
GAUCGCCCGCCAAGACCAUCCCCUCCGUCCCGACCGCAUUCACCCUGUUUUCCAGUCAUUCUGCAAUCCGCGUUCCCAAGCUCAAGACUCAGCAACUCAUACAGAGCGUCUAAGAAUGAUGAUGAUGCACGGAACCGCUCCGGUUUACACCCAGACGCCUGUGAAGGCCCCGGAGUCCGAGACGAUCUCCAUCUCCAUCGGUCUUGGCAACGACCGCUCCUCCUCCAUCGUGUUACCGCGCGGCCACGACCUGGUGAAGCACCUGGAGCGCCUCAUCCCGGCGCCACAGCCACAGCAGCUGCAGCCGCUCCUGUACGCUCGUCAGCCCCAGAACGAGGAGUCUACUGCGCGCUUCGACGCUGUGCGUGCUCUUUCCUCGAUGUCCUACCAGCAGUCUCAGCCACAGGCUCCUAUCUCGUCGAUGUCUCAGUACAUCCACGCCAAUUCUCGCUACGAGACGUCCUCGGUCUCUAGUCUGCCGAACUCGCCGCUGUACCACUCGGACAGCUCCAGCAAUGGCGGCGUCCGCGUCUACAACCACACUGACGAGUAUCUGCACCGCACUGAGCCCCGCGUCACCCGUACGCGCCGUCGCCGCGGUGCUAACAGCAGCAGCGGCAAGCGCUGCCAGGUCUUGGGAUGCGACAAGAUCUCGGUGAGCCGGGGCCUGUGCCGCGGUCACGGCGGCGGUCGCCGCUGCCAACACGCUGGGUGCACCAAGGGCGCCCAGAGCCGCAGCGACUUCUGCUGGGCGCACGGUGGUGGCCAGCGUUGUGAGGUCAAGGGCUGCAUGCGCAGUCGCAAGUCCAAGCGCUUCUGCGUGGCCCACCUCAACUGGGAGAACACGACGCCUGUGUCUCCUGUGUCAACCCGCCCUCUGCACGAGGCUAUUCCUCGUCAGAUGGAGCUGCCGAUGCCUGCUAUGCCCAAAAAUGUGUCUCCUGUGAGCCCAGUGUCUCUGACGUGCUCUCCUCGACUCCCCAGUCUGCUGCAGGCUCUGCGCAACACACAGCAGUCGUCGAUGACGGUGCAGAGCUAAGUUACAGCAUAGAAAUAGCAGUAGUAUCGCCAUUUUUUAAUUAUAGUAAGGCUCAGGCCAGUUUUCAUCCAACUUGAUCACGACUGCUAUUUUUUUCUUUCCGAUACUCAAAAGUCGUGAAUCUAGCAGUAGCAUGAGUUAAUAGUACUACUUGUAUUAAUACUACCGUAGUUGAAGUCU